This is a messenger RNA of Hypanus sabinus (Atlantic stingray), 3411 nucleotides long. RefSeq names its product zinc finger protein 420-like. The coding region runs from base 960 to 2585 and encodes 541 amino acids. The transcript is spliced from 3 exons. NCBI's taxonomy places the organism in Eukaryota, Metazoa, Chordata, Chondrichthyes, Myliobatiformes, Dasyatidae. The record is from RefSeq and is a predicted model, not a curated record. Gene Ontology annotation, molecular function: DNA-binding transcription factor activity; RNA polymerase II cis-regulatory region sequence-specific DNA binding. Gene Ontology annotation, biological process: regulation of transcription by RNA polymerase II.
CUGGAGUCUCUGCCUGGGGGGCGGGGGGGAGGUGUCACCAAUCCUGCACGUGAUCCCGUUUGCCCCUCCCAUUUAACCGCAGAUUGGCAGCACCUGCUCGUCUGUUUCCGAGGCCCCGCCUCCCGAUGAUGUAACAAUCUCUUCGCGCAUGUUCACCGUCUCCGGGUGGACGGUGUUAUCCUCUCCGCUCAGAGCUGAAGUGGGUCGCCGGUGUUAUCGGGAAAGACUUUCGUCUCUUCCGUCGGGAUCACUGUCUGCGGGCCGAAGAUAUCACUUUCCCAUUGUUAGACCUGCAGUGAGAGAUUUAUUGGAAGCAAACCACGACUGAAGAUGAGGGAACAGCAACGAGUGAACCAGCCCGAGGAUUGAGAGCACCGACUGGAGAGAACCCAUCUGACUCGGAGAUUCCAGUGAUUCAGUCAGGAGAAAGUUUGGUCAAAAAUGACAAGGAAUUUGUGUACGGGAAUCUAGAGCUCAACACACCAGUUUUGCUGUCUCUGUCCAGAUAUUUAAGAAGUGGAGCGAGGGAUUCAAUCGACCAUCCUUCCUGCUCAGACUGUGGGGAGGGAUUCACUCGAUCAUCCUUCCUGCUCAGACUGUGGGGAGGGAUUCACUCGAUCAUCCUUCCUGCUCAGACUGCGGGGAGGGAUUCACUCGAUCAUCCUUCCUGCUCAGACUGUGGGCAAGGAUUCACUGAAUCGUCUGACCGACUGGCACACCCGUCAUUUUGCACAGGGUGGAACGAUUCAUCUGCUCAGACAGUGGAAAUGGAAUCACUCUGUCGUCUCAACUGAAGGUACAUCAGCUAGUUCACACUGGACAAGGCCAUUCACCUGUUCUGUGGGUGAGAAGGGAUUCAGUCGGUCAUCCCACCUGCGGACACACCAGUCAGUUCACACUGGGCAGAGGCUGGUCAUCUGUUGAAUUUUGGGGAAGCAUUCACUCGGUCAUCUGACCUAAUGGCUCACCAGCGAGGUCACACCGCGGAGAGGCCGUUCACCUGCUCGGAAUGUGGGAAAGGAUUCACUUGCUCAUCUAAACUGAAAUUACAUCAGCGUGUUCACAGUGGGAAGAGGCCAUUCACCUGCUCAGACUGUGGGAAGGGAUUCAGCUGGUCCUCUCACCUGAAGGUACAUCAGCGAGUUCACACUGGAGAGAGGCCAUUCACCUGCUCAGAGUGUGGGAAGGGAUUCACUAUGUCAUCUAAUCUGAAGAUACAUCAGAGAGUUCAUACUGGAGAGAGGCCGUUCACCUGCUCAGACUGUGGGAGGGGAUUUACUUGCUCAUCCAAACUGAAAGUACACCAGCGAGUUCACACUGGGGAGCAGCUGUUCACCUGCCCGGACUGUGGGAAGGGAUUCACUUGCUCAUCCGAACUGAAAGUACACCAGCGAGUUCACACGAGAGAAAGGCCAUUCAUCUGCUUAGACUGUGGGAAGGGCUUCACUCAGUCAUCCCAUCUGAAGGUUCACCAGCGAAUUCACACUGGGGAGAGGCCGUUCAUCUGCUCGGACUGUGGGAAGGGAUUCGCUUGCUCAUCCGAACUGAAGGUACAUCAGCGAGUUCACACUGGGGAGUGGCCGUUCACCUGUUCAUACUGUGGGAAGGGAUUCAGCUGGUCUUCUCAACUGAAAUCACAUCAGAGAUUUCACACUGGAGAGAGGCCAUUCACCUGCUCAGACUGUGGGAAGGGAUUCACUGCGUCAUUCCACCUGAAGGUACAUCAGAGAGUUCAUACUGGAGAGAGGCCGUUCACUUGCUCAGUCUGCGGGAGGGGAUUUACUUGCUCAUCCAACCUAAUGGCUCACCAGCGAGUUCACACUGGGGAGAGGCCAUUCACCUGCUUAGACUGUGGGAAGGGAUUCACUUGCUCAUCCGAACUGAAGAUACAUCAGCGAGUUCACACUGGGGAGCGGCCGUUUGCCUGCUCAGACUGUGGGAAGGGAUUCUCUGUUUCAUCCCAGCUACUGAGUCACCAGUCAGUUCACACUGGGGAGAGGCCAUUCAUCUGCUCGGACUGUGGGAAGGGAUUCACUCAGUCAGCUCAACUGAAGGUACAUCAGCGAGUUCACACCGGGGAGAGGCCAUUCGCCUGCUCAGUCUGUGGGAAGGGAUUCAAUUGGUCAUCUCACCUGCAGAGACACCAGUCAGCCCACACGGGGAAAUGGCCAUUCACCUGCUCAGUCUGUGGGAAGGGAUUCACUUGGUCAUCUAAGCUGAAUAGACAUCUGCAAAUUCACACUGGAGAGAGGCCGUUCACUUGCUCUGUCUGUGGGAAGGGAUUCACUGAGUCAUCUGAACUGAAGAUACAUCAGCGAGUUCACACUGGAGAGAGGCCGUUCACCUGCUCAGUCUGUGGGAAGGGAUUCAUUCGGUCAUCUACCCUGAAGGUACAUCAGCGAGAUCACACUGGGGAGAGGCCAUUCACCUGCUCAGAAUGCGGGAAGGGAUUCACUCGGUCAUCCGCCCUACAAGCACACCGUUCAGUUCACACUAGGGAGAGGCCGUUCACCUGCUCAGACUGUGGGAAGGGAUUCACUUCAUCAUCUGAACUGGAGAGACACCAGCAAGUUCACACUGGGUAGAGGCCGAUCUCCUGCUCAGAGUUUGGCAUAAGAUUCUCUCAGCCAAAUCAACUGAAUGUGCAUCAUUGAGUUCACACUGGGGAGAGGCUUUUCACCUGCUGUGAAUGUGGGAAGCGAUUCACUCAGUCCUCUAACCAUAUGCAACUCUCACUUCGGCUAGCAGCUUAACUUUUGGAGUGAUAGCUCCCCAACCCAGCCAACUUAAGAAAUCUCAUUUGGGUGGAUGCUUCAUGAUGUGUCCCGUUCCAAAUCAGUACACUGAAAUAAUAAACUGUACACAAUAUGUGAUUAAACAAUUGAGAUUUAUAACUCUUACUUUGCCUAUAGGGUUAGUAAAGAAAACAGAAAGAAAAAGGGCUCACUCUCUCCAUUCACAUCUUCUCAUCUCUCCCCAGCAAAAGGUGGUGAAAUUCUCUCUUCCAGACUCACAGGAAAGAACAACAUUACUGCCAUUGGAUAGCCCCGCACUCCAAAAUCCUGUUAUCAUUAGUCAUAACCAAAAUAUUGCUGCUACAGAGAAACCAUUACCUCAGCAGUGAAACAUGACAGAGAGGCCGUUACAUUAGCAGUGAAACCUUACAGAAUGUUAUACUUGUGACACACUACCGGGUUUACACUGGGGAGGAAGUUUCAAUGAGCUGCACGCUGGAUAUUUCUCCAUCACCAUUGCUGAAUGCUACUUCAAGACUGACUGUUGGUGCUGAACUCUGCAAUUAUUGCUGCUGCUGCUCACCACACCCAGUUCUGCACCCUGGUCACUGGGCAUGGGAGGAGUUUCUUCUGCUGCACAUUCACCUUUAAUGGGACUGGAGUUUAAUAUUCUGCA